CACCGUCCUUUGCUGCUGAGGGCACCACAUCCCAUGAGAUCGACUGCAAAUUGCUAUGAUGACGAAACCGACUUGGUUGUUCCUCUCCGGAAGGAGGAGGAUUGUAUGUCGCUAUCUCUGAGGGCGCCUUACCUGGAGACCGUUUCAGCUGGGCCCUUGAGAAAGACGGCAUAUUGGCUGGUGAUUAUACCGGGGUAUUCCUCUAGGCUCUGGAAUUGGAUCGAGAUUCACGAUAAACUUCUUCUGGGGAGUCUCACGGGCGGCCAGGCUGCGAUCCAUGUCCAGGUAAGCUCUCGAUCAUUUAAGCCCUUUCAGGCGUUAGGUUGCUCCCCAUUCGCCCUGGCGCCCUGUCAGCACGCCUGAAUGGUCCUUGGAACCUGGUUAGCCCCUUUGUUCUUCCGUCCUGCUAGCUGUUUCUCAGAUUCUUCGUCAAGCAGGCUCCUCCUCAGCCCGCUUCGGCUGGGGGGCUUUGUCACAGUGCUCCUCGCUCUCCCUUCAUGAAGGUUUGACACCAGGCCUUGGGCCUCGUUCCUUUUCUGCUCGUUGACAAGAACGCCCCCGAAUCUAACCAGGACUGCCACUGCACACAUGCCAUGGGCCAUGGCCAGUCACUAGGAUCGAUCCAACCCGCUUUUUUAUGUACCAGACGGGCCUCCGUAUUGACUGAUCGACGGAAAUCAGAUCCGUGGCCGUCUCAGUCGCCAGGGCGGGUGGUGGUGAGCGUAAUUUGGCGCACUGUCAGGCCACAUGUGGCGCAACGGGUCGAGACAUUUUCAGACUAUUUUCCCUUGCAGGCCAAAUGGGCGUCCUGAUUUCUCUCACCAGCAGGCCCAUGCCAUUGCGGGGAGGGCCAGCAAGUUGUCCCAGUCACGCAGUGGCUAAGACCACCGCAUCGCAAGGCUUAUUAUGCGAGGCAAGAAUGCCGGCCGCCUUUGAAUCGUCCUUGCCUUUAUUGUUCAUCGGGUUCCUGAAUACCUGAAUACCUGCUCAAAAGCAGACAAAGAUCCAUCGAUUGAUUCUUUUCCAUCCAGCGACUAUCCACAAUGUCGCGCGCUCUCGGUUUCAGCGGGAGCCCGUCUCCCACCUCCUUGGCCGAAGCGUGCAAGUUAGCAUGGCAUACCUUUUACGGCAUGCAGAAGGCGUCCGAAGACUUUGAGAACCUCCGGUUCGAAGUCUGGACCAUUGCCAUCAGCCUCGACUCUUUACACAGCGUCGGGAGCACUUCCCUGCUCAUAGAUCGACAACCCGACCACAAACGUUGGGCCUUGACCUUCUCCAAGAUCUUGACCUCGCUGAACGGUGCCUUACGACCAUUGUACAACCUGGUCAAGUUGUACCUCUCCACCUCGACCAGGGAUCGCACCGCUGUGAAGCAAUGGCUUACCAACACAGACAUGAACUACGAAGGCCUCACCGUGCAGGAUUUUCGACGGAAACUGUCCAUGCUGGUGGAGAGCCUCAAUGUAUUUCUUUCCAGUCUGACGCAUGCCGAGCUCGCUCGAGCCAGAGCCGCCAGCGAAACCGAAGAAUACAGAGUGCUCUCGGAAGUCACAAGGAACGUCCUUCAGAAGUGGGACCAAGACCGGUCGAUCGCGGGGGCCCACGACGCCGACCGAGCGGUCAAAUCGAUCGAGACUGUCGCCUUCGUCAGCAACAACUUGCAGCAGGAAAGCAGCACGUCUUCGCUGCGUGGGGAUUCGGCGAGGCCCAGGCCGCAGGAUGAAUACCCCACGCUCUGGCCUACACACCAGAGACCUGAGCAUCACGGCGGCCUGGUGGGUCACUCUGCCGAGACGUUGAACCUGGACGGCAUCGAAACCGGGUUCCGCAAGCACAUGAACGCCAUGCGUCGCAUUCGGGAACAGCUUCGCCUCCAGAAGGAGAACAAACACCAUCUCUCGGACCAAAAGUCGACACAUUUCCCCGAAGUGCACGGUGAGACCCCCAUUACUCCCAUCACGCCUUCGCAUCGCGCCGCCGCAAUGCCCGAGCCCAACCCGUCGUCCGAUUUGGUUUCGGACCACGGAUACACGUCGAGCAGUGGGAUAAGCUCGGCGCAGACCUCCGAGACCGGCAGUGUGAUUUCUGGCGGCGGCCAGGAGGACAGACCCGAAGGCCUCUUGCCGCCAUCGAGGACGGCGAACCAUACGCGGUCGUCGUCGGGGGAUCUUGGGAGGAAGCGGGUGCGGACGCAGGACAUCCACCUCGGCAAGGACAGCGACGACUGGCAGCGGCACCGCAAGCCUCGCAAAACGGCGUUGGAGGAAAUGCUCACUGCCGCCUUGUUCUUCGACAGUUGAGAGCCGCAUGACGCCGUGAGCCGGAAGGGAAGGACGGUAUAGAGGACAGGGCUGCAAAGUAAGUGGGACGGACAGAUCCGUGGUGCCGGGGCGGAUCAAGGGGCCAACACGCAAGUUACGAUGGUGGGGGGGGUUACUUUUCACGUCAUCGCAUUGUCCACGGCGUUCUCUUUGGUUUCGGG
Messenger RNA from Cladophialophora immunda, 2482 nucleotides. RefSeq lists its product as uncharacterized. The coding region runs from base 1044 to 2300 and encodes 418 amino acids. The record is from RefSeq and is a predicted model, not a curated record. NCBI's taxonomy places the organism in Eukaryota, Fungi, Ascomycota, Eurotiomycetes, Chaetothyriales, Herpotrichiellaceae. The transcript is spliced from 3 exons.